Messenger RNA from Rhizopus microsporus ATCC 52813, 2529 nucleotides. RefSeq lists its product as uncharacterized. Lineage: Eukaryota; Fungi; Mucoromycota; Mucoromycetes; Mucorales; Rhizopodaceae. The record is from RefSeq and is a predicted model, not a curated record. The transcript is spliced from 10 exons. Bases 1 to 2529 code for a protein of 842 amino acids. Gene Ontology annotation, biological process: regulation of cell cycle; negative regulation of TOR signaling. Gene Ontology annotation, cellular component: TSC1-TSC2 complex.
AUGGUCACAUUUAAAGAAAUUACGAAAUCAAUAGCACAGGCUGUUCGUAAUUCUGCCAUAGAUCCUGAAGGGCAGUCAGCUUGUGACGUUAUUGAGCAAUAUCUGGAUGAACAAACAGUAGCCAAUGGAGGAAGUCUACCGACUAUUGAUACAGCCACUAUCGAUAAACUAUCACAAGACCUGAUCUCACUCUAUUGCUCUACCGUCGACAUCAAUCAUGCACCCCCUAUAUCCAGUAAACCUGAAGCACUCCGAAGCCAGGCACAGCAUUACAUCUUACUUCGGUGCAUACAUGCCCUUUUACCUCUCUUACGACCGCAAAGAAUAUUUGAGGAAUGGUGGCCAUUACUUCAGCCUGUUCUCACUCAUGCUUCAUAUACCAAUAAAAUUAAGAAGGAAGCGCGUCUAUUUAUAGCUGAUAGUCUAAUUGCAGAACUUGAAACUGAAGAUGAAUGUACGUAUUUUCAUAUGCUCAUCAAUAUAUAUCUCGACACCAAUCAACAACAACAGCAACAAGAGACACAGAAAGACGAGACAACUCGAUUGCAUCAAACACUAUUAGAUCUCGAACAAAGUGAGUGGUCAAAGAACCUGACUACCAUCCUAUUGACUGUUGGCGCAUCAGAGACAAAGCAAUUUUUCUUGCUCUUGAACGGUUACUUUCUAUCGAGUAAGCAUCGUCUACAGAUUGUCUACUUAAUGAGUGAAUUUAUGCGAAGAAGAAGAACACAUCUACAUGAAAUUCUUGAUACCCCAUUAUUUGAUUCUAUGUUGAAAUCACUUAUGUAUGACAACUCUACUACCCUGAUUGCCACUUCUGUGACCAAUUUGAUCAUGCUAUUACCUCGAAUCUGUACUUCACUUCCACCCUUCUUACCACAGCUUUUUUAUAUUUUUGCAAGAGCCAUCUGCUGGGAUCAGCUACGAGAUCUAAGAAAGAAGCAGAGCAUUGAUUCUACAUACCAUUCGCCUACCUACAUUGCUGAUGGUUGGGACUGUGUUGAUUAUACCUUUUCUAAAUUAUCCGCGCCUCCUUCCAAUCCUCAGACCGGCGCCUUUUUUACCUCAUUAUAUGGUCUCUAUCCUUGCAACUUCUUAAAAUUCCUGUACAAGCCUUAUGCGUAUUUUAAAGAGAAACAGUUUAUAUUUCCUGAAGAAUUUGAUGAAGAAACAUUUAAAGCAAGAACGAUCACACAAGUUACAAGGCAUAUGCUACAUCCAAACCUCGUCUUGAUGGAUACAGAAUCAGAACUUACAGACAAGACACGGUGGAUGAAGAUGGAACCACCAGAUGUGAUGGCUCAAAUUAUGGGUCUGGAUCUAACAAACGCUGCUUCUCGUGUCGCGUUCGGUCAUGAAAAUAACCAUAGUCAUCGACAACAAGAUCUACUAGACGAAAGUCUGUGGGAGGACACUCAAAGAGGAUCUGUGAAAGAGGAUGAAUCGACCAAAGAGAUAUCGAUGAAACAAGAUGAAGAAAAGGAGCAAACAGACCCUGAAAGUACUCAAGAAGACAGCAAACAAGCACCUGCUAUGGUAUCGAGUAUUAUGAAGUUGCAUAAAGCACUCAAGAGCGGAGCUGAGGUUUUAGUAGGAGAUGAUGUAUGGGACUCGUUUGGCAUUAAGCAACAAGAGUCUAUAGAGUCGCUGGAUAGGGAUCAGGCAUCAGCUGAGGAUGAGACGAUGUCUUCAGAGACAAAGCUGCUUCUGGCUGGUUUGAAAAGAGAAGUGCUAUUGCUAAAGAAUGAACUUAACUUUGAGCUCUUCCUCAAGCAGCAGCAUUUACAGCACAUUGGACGUCUACACCGUGAGCAUGUCCUUGACAGCUCCGUCGAAGCUGAAAGACAACAGCUGUAUAAUACUACACGUAUGUUAAAAGCACAGCUCAAUCAAACAACCUCAGCAUUGGAAAAGCUGAGAGCAGAGUCAGCCUUGACAAAGCAAAAGCAUGUUAAAUGGGAAGAUGAGCAAUCUGGAAAGUUGAGAGGAUAUAGAGAAGCAAGAAAAGAGUGGCAAAACCAAAUGACUCGUGUCGAAUAUCAACUUGAAGAAUACAAGAAGCAGCUGAAGGAACAAAAAGUUCAGCUUGAUUCUGCAAAGCAGCAGAUAUUUGAAUUAGAGAAUGAAUUGAAAACACUGGAACCUGUGAUAAACAAGGUAACAGAAAGCGAGCAUCGUGUGAAGCAACUCACACAGCAAAUGUUACUGUGGGAAGAAGAUACAAGUCAUAUGGAAGAACAGAAGCGAUAUAUCAAAGGCUUGCUCUCACAGUGGUGGAGCAUGGAGGAAUUGGUUGCUAGUUUACAAUCUGAAAACAAGCGUUUACAGGAAGAACAAGUUCAAAAAGAAGAGCAGUUGGAAAAACUAGCGAUUCAACUGGCAGAACUACAUACAAAAGCAGAUGAGCCCGUGCAUUCGAAUAUGGAAAAUGUCUCUGUUGAAAAGAAGGCCUUGGAACAAACACUAAAGGAAGCUAAAUUAAGACUAGAGCAAUUAGAGCACAGAUGGAGUCGGUCAAGUGUCAAUUGA